Molecule: messenger RNA, 1652 nt
Organism: Arabidopsis thaliana (thale cress)
Lineage: Eukaryota; Viridiplantae; Streptophyta; Magnoliopsida; Brassicales; Brassicaceae
Product: Galactose mutarotase-like superfamily protein
Exons: 8
Coding region: 497-1450 (317 amino acids)
Biological process (GO): carbohydrate metabolic process
Molecular function (GO): glucose-6-phosphate 1-epimerase activity; isomerase activity; carbohydrate binding
Source: RefSeq, marked reviewed
UUUCUAUCUGAAAGCAAUGCACGUAGCCUCUCUCGUCCAUCUCCUUAAAUUCAACAAGUAUUUAAUCUCUUCCUUUAAAUAUAAACUCUCAAGUUCAUCAAACUGUUUCCAUAAGAACUAGUUUUUCUUUUCUUCAGAUCCAAUUUUAUAAAGCAAACCUGAGAUUUUUAUUAAUAUAAUAUAUAUAUUGAAAAACUUCCAAAAAUGAGAGUUAUCUGGGUUUAAUUUAAUUUACUAAACAUCAAGAUAGCUGUUUUGCUCUUUCUAUCGCCAUGUGUUCUUCUUCUUCUCCUUCCUUGUCUCUUUUUUUUAAUGUUUUUUUGUUUCCUUGAGUGAAGAGUGUAGAAGCUAUAGAUUUCCAGAUCUAGUAACAUCGUCUUCAUGAGAUUUUUGUGACAAAGAAAAGCUCUUUUGUCGUUUUUUCUUCUCUUUUGGCUGUGGAAAAAAAUCAGAAAACUUGUCAGUGUGUAAGUUGUUGAGGUUUUCAAAAUUGAAAAUGGGUCAAUAUGCAACAGUGUGGGAUCAAAAAGAAGCAAGUGAGAUAAUCAAAGAUUGGAAUGGCGUUGACCAAGUCCUUCUCAGAAACCCACAUGGUGCUUCUGCCAAGAUAAGUUUACAUGGAGGACAAGUGAUUUCAUGGAGGAAUGAACUAGGCGAAGAGCUUCUUUUCACUAGCAAUAAGGCUAUAUUCAAACCCCCAAAAUCAAUGCGUGGAGGGAUUCAGAUUUGUUAUCCGCAGUUUGGGGAUUGUGGAUCACUGGAUCAACAUGGGUUUGCAAGGAACAAAAUUUGGGUAAUCGAUGAGAACCCACCUCCACUUAACUCAAACGAAUCCUUAGGAAAAUCCUUUGUUGAUCUUCUUUUGAAACCAUCAGAAGAUGACUUAAAGCAAUGGCCUCAUAGUUUCGAGUUCCGUCUUAGGGUUUCGCUUGCUGUAGAUGGCGACUUAACAUUGACUUCUCGGAUUAGAAACAUCAAUGGCAAGCCUUUUAGCUUCUCAUUUGCAUAUCACACCUACCUCUCUGUCUCUGACAUAAGUGAAGUGAGAAUUGAAGGGUUGGAGACAUUGGACUACUUAGACAACCUCAGCCAAAGACAGCUUUUGACUGAACAAGGCGAUGCAAUAACCUUUGAAUCCGAGAUGGACCGGACAUACCUUAGAUCACCAAAGGUGGUUGCAGUUCUUGAUCAUGAACGGAAAAGAACAUAUGUUAUCGGAAAGGAAGGACUUCCAGACACCGUGGUGUGGAAUCCAUGGGAGAAGAAAUCGAAAACAAUGGCGGAUUUUGGUGAUGAAGAGUACAAAAGCAUGCUUUGUGUGGAUGGUGCAGCAGUGGAGAGACCGAUCACUUUGAAGCCAGGAGAAGAAUGGACCGGCCGGCUAAUAUUGACCGCUGUUAAAUCCAGUUUCUGCUUCGAUCAACUCGAACUACAGAGCAAGGGAUUCUGACUCUAGUUUCUGUAUGCAACAUUGGAAGAGCAGAGCCACCGUUUCUUUUAUCUCUUUCUUUUUGUUGAUUCUUGUUUUAUCACAUUAGAGCUUAUGACCUGGUGAUUUCUCAGACCAGUCUUGUGAUGUAGUGACAGAAAAAGCCUCUGGUCUUUUUUUUCCUCGGCUUAAUGUAAGAAUGUGAGGACAAGUUGUGUUCAAU